Beauveria bassiana ARSEF 2860 is the source of this 924-nucleotide messenger RNA. RefSeq lists its product as uncharacterized. Lineage: Eukaryota; Fungi; Ascomycota; Sordariomycetes; Hypocreales; Cordycipitaceae. The record is from RefSeq and is a predicted model, not a curated record. The transcript is spliced from 3 exons. The coding region runs from base 1 to 924 and encodes 307 amino acids.
AUGCGCCCAUUCUGUGAGGGGGGAAAUGGAAAAAGUCUCAAGGCUAUGAUACAGGGUCAUGAGACUCUGAAAGCAGAACUCAGUGAUCUUCGCACAGCGUAUAACACCAACCUCCGCGCUCUGGCCCAGCAGCAGAUCGACUGGGAUACUGAGCGCUCCUGUCUUCAGGAAGACAACGAGCAAAAAAUCAAGGCUCUCAUUGAGGCCAAAAAACAUGCGGAGGGUACUGCUACAAAACUCCGCGGCGAGAAGGAAGCAAUGCAAGUGCGCAUGGAAGGCAUGGGCAACAAGAACAACGCACUUAAAGAUGAGUUGCAAGUAUUGAAACAGCAGCAUGAUGCAAACCUCGAGGAGUUGAACAAUGUUCAAGAAUCUCUUACCACUGUUCGAUCUUUCCUGGUUCCGCUGCGGGCCUUAGAUGAGACUGGCAGAGUCACAAUUCAUGAUGGCUUUGCAGAUCUAUUCCAGAGCGCAAUGGAUCUGUGUCAGUCCGCUCUCUAUCACGAUGUUAGUGAUAAGAACAUGGCAGGAAGUAGCUUCCAAUCCCACGCACUCCCACUUCCAGCAUCAAAUUCGCCGGCAGCGAAGCAAAUGAGAGUUGUGGCCGGACUUGCAGCGUGUGGGAAGGCGCUUGAUAGGCACCUGUUUCGUGACUCUUUCUUGACGCAGAGCCACGAACUGGAUGAAAAGCUGCACCUCCUUGCGACUACUGACCGCCUACAUCACGCCUACGUACGCGCAGCUCUGGCAAAAGUGCUACCAGCGGCACAGACACAAGGCCAGAACCGCGGAGCUGAAUUGGCGAUCAACGAGGUCAUGACGGCUAUAGGUCGAUGGGCUCGAGACGAGCGAGCACUGAGAUCCGGAUUAGAGAACAUCUGUAAUAAGGCACUGAAGUGUUGGGCGCUAGCUUGGCAGGUGUAG